Pseudonaja textilis is the source of this 873-nucleotide messenger RNA. RefSeq names its product beta-crystallin B2. Gene Ontology annotation, biological process: lens development in camera-type eye; visual perception. Gene Ontology annotation, molecular function: structural constituent of eye lens. The record is from RefSeq and is a predicted model, not a curated record. NCBI's taxonomy places the organism in Eukaryota, Metazoa, Chordata, Lepidosauria, Squamata, Elapidae.
CAUUCUUGGUUUGGGUCACAUGUUGAUCAAUACUGCUGGCCUGGGACUCUGCCGCCUGCUAUAAAUGGUGGGGCUCAGCCGCGGGUUUUCAGCAGCAGAAGCCAAUUUUGGUGCAACCGGGAGCAGCCCCCUGUCACCAUGGCCUUGGACCACCAGACCUCGAAGCAGUUGCAAGCCUCUUCCAAGAUCGCCCUCUUCGAGCAGGAGAACUUCCAAGGGCGCUGCCAGGAGCUGAACAGCCCCUGCCCCAACUUGAAGGAGGCCGGGAUAGAGAAAGUCAGCUCCAUCAUGGUGCAUUCUGGCCCGUGGGUGGGAUAUGAGCAGGCCCACUUCAAAGGGGAGCAGUUCAUCUUUGAGAAGGGGGAGUACCCCCGCUGGGACUCCUGGACCAGCAGCCGCAGGAGCGACACCAUCUCCGCCUUGAGGCCCAUCAAAGUGGACAGCCAGGAGCACAAGAUCGUCCUGUACGAGAAUCCCAGCUUCAGCGGCAAGAAGAUCGAAAUUGUGGACGACGACGUGCCCAGCUUCCACGCCUAUGGCUACCAGGAGAAGGUCUCCUCUGUGCGCGUGCAGAGCGGCACGUGGGUGGGCUACCAGUACCCUGGCUACCGUGGGUACCAGUGCCUGUUUGAGAAGGGCGACUACAAGGACAACCUCGAGUUCGGAGCCCAGCAGCCUCACAUCCAAUCGGUCCGGCGCAUCCGGGACAUGCAGUGGCACCAGCAAGGCGCCUUCUACCGCAGCAGCUAAGCCCCGGGAAGGCACCGGAGUGCCCCCCCCCCGCCUCCCAGUCUUCCGCCGCCGCCUGGCCAGCCCCCCUCUCCGCUCAUUGCCUCUGCCUCUGCUUUCAACCCUGAAUAAAGCUUUUGUCAU